Messenger RNA from Microthlaspi erraticum, 1413 nucleotides. Lineage: Eukaryota; Viridiplantae; Streptophyta; Magnoliopsida; Brassicales; Brassicaceae. The record is from the annotation of a GenBank genome assembly.
AUGACUCAAAGGUUGGAGGCGGUAGGGGUACAGAAUGCAGACAAUAAAUAUGAGUGGGAUGAUGGAUCCGACCAUGAUGAUGUGACUAAGAUAUAUGUGCGAGGUGGUAAUCUAGGAAUAGUGUUCAUCAAGUUUGACUAUGUCAAGGCUGGACAACCAAAAAGAUCAUUUCAUGGUUUCUCGGAGACAGGUUUCACACAGAUCUUUGAGAUUAACCAUCUAAAAAAUGAAUAUCUAGAAUCUGUUGAGGUUUAUUACAAAGACUAUAUGCAUGGGAUCCAAUCACUUCAGUUCAAAACCAAUUUAAGGAUCUCUGAGAGGAUAGGAUAUACAAAUGGUAAAAAGUAUACACUAGCAGUCGAUGGGAAAAAAAUCAUUGGGUUUCACGGAUUUGCUGAGUAUAACCUCCAUGCUCUUGGAGCGCACUUCACAAAGAUUCUCCCUACGAGAUUGGAACCAAAAGGGGGCAAGGGGGGUAAUGAGUGGGAUGAUGGAGCUGACCAUGAGGGUGUAACAAAGGUUCAUGUACGAUGUGAUGAGGAAGGCAUACGAAACCUUGGAUUCGAUUAUGUUAACAAGGAUGGACAUAUACAAGAAGGAGAAUGCCAUGGCUCGGAUAAUGGUUACAUGCUAGAGCCGUUUUCGAUUAACCAUCUCGACAAGGAAUACCUUUUAUCAGUGGAUGGUUGGUACGACGAGACUUCCGGUGUGAUUGAAACCCUUCGAUUCAAAACAAACAUGAAGAUUUCGAAACUGAUGGGAAACAAGGAAACCGGUACUAAGUUUUCACUUGGGUGCAACGGCAUGAAGAUCAUAGGGUUUCAUGGAUUUGCUAAGGAGAACAUAAACUCGCUCGGAGCUUCUUUCAAAACGCUUCCACUUACAAAGUUGGAGCACAAAGGUAAAACCAAUGGAUACGAUUGGGAUGAUGGUGCUUUCCGAGGAGUAAGGAAGGUGUCCGUUCAUUAUGAUGCUUAUAUAAGGUGUAUUAGCUUCGAGUACGAUAACGAAGGCUUAGUGGAAGUCCUUGAGCACGGAUCGAAGGUUGAAGUCACUGGAAAAGACGUAGAGUUUGUGCUGGAAUAUCCAAAUGAAUAUGUCACGUCCAUAAAAGGGAAAUACGCAAAGCUUAGUGAUGUCACGAUGAUUGCAUCGUUGACUAUCGAAACAUCAAAAAGGAGGACCUCUCUGACAAUGGGAAAUCAUGUGGUUGGGGACAAUCUUGUUGAUUUCGUGCUCGAGAGCAAAGGUUGUGCUCUUGUUGGGUUCUAUGGAUCGUGUAAAUUUGCUGCUCACUAUUCUCUUGGUGCAUAUUCUCGUCCGAUGCCUUAUCUUCAAGAUGCGGAGAAACUAGAAGCAGAAGGCGGUGAGGAAGAAGCUUCCUCGGACAAUGGUGGUGUCGAUGGUGGUUGA